AUGAUGCGGAAACAGGCAGAGAAGGACUAUAGGUCUGAGACGCCUGCAGAUGAGGUGGAUUUCAAGAAAAAUCUACGGCAGCGAGCGGUUGAUGCAGCCAAUGAUAAGAGGUUCUUCCAGAAUGCCAGCGUCAGAAAGUUCAAUAGCGACCUCUUAAAAGAAAAAAUAAGAAAGGACAAUGCAGCCAUGGCUGCAUCUAAGAGAGAGACAGAGAGGAAGGCUGACCAACAGAGAAGGGAGAAGGAAGAAGAGAUGCGUCAGAAAUGUAUUGAUGCUCAGAGAAAAGAAGAGGACGAAAGUCGUAAGAGACGCCGUGAUAAGCUGGCUCUGAAAGACGAGCUUGUUAAGAAGACCAACGAGAAGAAGCUGUCGAGAGAAAAGGAGAGACAGCAGGAGAAGGUAGAAAGAGACCAACUCAGGGCCCUCGAUGAACAGCAUCAACAGGAGCUUAGACAUGAGGAACGAAAAGAACUGGAGGCAAAGGACAAAAAAGCAAAACUUCACAAAGAGGAAAUCUAUAGAAAAAACUGCCUAAGACAAAAGGAAAUUGAAAAACUGAACAUGAAGGAGAAGGAAACUAAACGUGUUCAGACUGACAGAGAGGAAGUGCUGCAGCAGAGAAAACAGAAGAAGUCAGAACAAUUCAAUAAGAGGCAGAUUCCUAAGGAUAUAGUUAUAGAAAAACUGGCAGAUGCUAAAAAACAGCAGGCUGCUGAGAAAAUCCAGAGAGAGAAGGUGAAGUUGUCCAAGGAUGUGGCCGAGGCAGAAGCUAAAGUGAUAAAACGGCAGAAGGACGUGAACGAGAAGAGGGCUGCGGCUCUGAAGAGCAUUGCCACUCAGAGAGUGGAAAAACAUCAUGAAAAUGAACAGAAGGAGAGAGAGGAGAAAGAGGGCAGCCUGGACUUGUUAAAUCAAAUGAAACAGUGUGACAGGUUGUCUGAGGAGCAAAAUAAACUAGAAGUUUAUUUUAAAAGACAAAACAACAUUAAGCAUAAAGUGGCUUUAAUAUCCGCUGCUGCUGAAAAGCAAGCCCUCCUUCAACAGGAGAUAAGAGAGGAAAUACAUGCUGCCAGAGAAAUGGAGAAACAGAUUGCUGAGGGAGAGAAAGCCAUCCAGCAAUACAUGCAGCAGGUGGGCGAGCAUCUUCCAGCAGCAGAACGGCAUCAGUGUCCUUUUAAAUAG
Messenger RNA from Trematomus bernacchii (emerald rockcod), 1182 nucleotides. Its product is annotated as vicilin-like seed storage protein At2g18540. The record is from RefSeq and is a predicted model, not a curated record. The transcript has a single exon. NCBI's taxonomy places the organism in Eukaryota, Metazoa, Chordata, Actinopteri, Perciformes, Nototheniidae. The coding region runs from base 1 to 1182 and encodes 393 amino acids.